Messenger RNA from Dunckerocampus dactyliophorus (ringed pipefish), 1440 nucleotides. It is a transcript of the gene ap2s1, whose product is annotated as adaptor related protein complex 2 subunit sigma 1. NCBI's taxonomy places the organism in Eukaryota, Metazoa, Chordata, Actinopteri, Syngnathiformes, Syngnathidae. The coding region runs from base 167 to 595 and encodes 142 amino acids. The record is from RefSeq and is a predicted model, not a curated record. Gene Ontology annotation, molecular function: clathrin-cargo adaptor activity. Gene Ontology annotation, cellular component: membrane coat; intracellular membrane-bounded organelle; AP-2 adaptor complex. The transcript has 5 exons. Gene Ontology annotation, biological process: intracellular protein transport; clathrin-dependent endocytosis.
GCAACGCGACGUCACCAGUUCUCCCUUCACUUCCGAAUAGCUUGGACAAGAUAGCGGGCGAGCUGUCGGCGGUGUCACUCACUGAUGUAUUUGUGUCGAAAAACAGCAUAAUUGUCCAAGAACGAGCCUCUCUGGAGUGUCUAAGGACUACAUUUAGGCGACGAAAAUGAUCCGCUUCAUCCUGAUCCAGAACCGAGCUGGAAAGACACGACUGGCCAAAUGGUACAUGCAGUUUGACGACGAUGAGAAGCAGAAAUUAAUUGAAGAAGUGCAUGCUGUGGUGACUGUCAGGGAUGCCAAGCACACUAACUUUGUGGAGUUCCGAAACUUUAAGAUCAUAUACCGACGCUACGCUGGGCUCUACUUCUGCAUUUGCGUGGACGUGACUGAUAACAACUUGGCAUAUCUCGAGGGAAUCCACAACUUUGUCGAGGUGCUCAACGAGUACUUCCACAACGUGUGUGAAUUGGACCUCGUCUUCAACUUCUACAAGGUGUACACGGUGGUGGACGAGAUGUUCCUCGCCGGCGAGAUCCGGGAGACCAGUCAGACCAAGGUCCUCAAGCAGCUCCUCAUGCUGCAGUCGCUGGAGUAGAAUAUGAAACCUUCUCUUCCACCUCAACAUUCUCAUCCCCACCCCUCCUCGUCCUGUCUCUGUCGCAGGAGGGGGGGUUCCUGCAUCGAUAGAAAUUCAUAUGUUGUCAUGUUGUUGCACUGCUCUUGAAGGCUGUCCAUUUCAGGGACUUUUUAAAGACAUGUUUAAGCCCUGCGUUAGAAUCUGAAUUCAAGGCUUGUUCGGAAGGGAGGGAAGUAACUUGAACCACCACCUCCAGUCAUCUAAGCACUACUGUGAUGAAGCACCAUCAUGAUCAGUGCAGAGCAUCCUGUCAUCCUUUUUAAACAUGAUUUUAAAGCCUGCCGGUGAUGGAUGUUGUAUCGCACGCCUCACGAGCGUGUUACACGUGGAUCGCUGUGAGUGUGAUGACAAAAACACAGCAGGUGACGGCUGUACCUUUGCAAAGGCAUUUCAACUUUAUGACUUGGUGCUUGUUUGUCGCACAUUUUAGGAGGCAGUACCGCUACGUGUGCUUAGUAUGACCUGUGCAGUGUAUCUCACUUCUUGUUGAAUAUCGUGGAACGCAUUCAUUCCAGCAGCACGCUACCUGUGUGCUUCAAACAGUAUUUACUUGUUAAAUGUUAGAUGUCACUUAUCGGCUUUUUAAAUGCACCACCACCUGUCAUAACAUACUAACCUUAUUCUAUCAACGAUGGCUUCAGAUGUUUAUCCUUUUGUAUUUUGAGUAGACUAGUUAAAUAUGUACUGCUUCCUUUUGUCCACCUGUUUUUUUGUUGUUUUUUUUUACUACUAGUCAUGUCUCCCAGCACACAACCCACAAAAUGUCCCAUUAUAUGUAAAUAAAUAAAUGAAGUAUGUGAGCA